AAGUACUUAGAUAGAUUUUCAACCAAAUUAACAAAUCAAUUAAAUUCCAUAGAAAAAUUGGAACCAAAGCAUCAACAAGAAUUAUUACAAUUGGAGGAUGAUUUGAGAAAAGCCGAAAGUAAAUAUAACGAAAAUCUAGCCAAGUAUAACAACCCUAAUACUAGUCCGACCGAAAAGACAAAAUUAAUGCUUUUAGUAAAUGAGGCACUUGACGAUAUUGAAAGGAUAAAGGGAAAGUUAAAACAUAAUCCCUUGGCUAAUUUAGAGAGAUAUAAUUAUUUGGAUGACCUGGAAAGAUUAUUUGCUGGUAAUGCCCCUGAGCCAACUAAUAACCCAAGAGGAGGCCGAGAGCCAGGCGGUAGUGGCAGCGGAGAAAAUGGAAACGGCCAAACCCCCAAUCCCUUGGAAGACCCAAAAAGUUUUUUCACCCAAAAUAAAACCAUGUUAGUGUUCGUUCUGGGACUGGUCGGAUUAGCACUUUAUCUUUUUAUCCAAAAAGACGACGAGGCCAAAGAAGACACCAAAGAGGAUAAGAAAUUCAUGCGACAAAUGGCGAUGAUGAAGAAAUACCAAGAGGAUGCUUCUAUUUUCCCCGAUGGCGAUAGAAACAGAAAUUUCCAAUUUUCGCGAGCCGCCAGUUACGAAAUUUUUUUUCCUCCCGCACUUAGAGAAUACUACAACAAAGGCAAAGAAAAUAAUGAAGAUUGUGUUGUCGCUAAUCCUACUCGUGGAAAAACCGACGAUGACAAAAAAGACAACAGUGCCAUUUUUUACGGAGCACCCGGCACGGGUAAAACAGCAACGGUUAAAAAUGUUUGUGUUAAAGCCAAUAAAUAUCCAUUAGUAGGAAUAAAAGGCUCGGCUCUAACACCGACCAAGGAAGAUCAAGAAUCUAAAUUAUUGCCAUUAAAGAAGUUUGUUUAUACCAUUAAUUUAUUUAUUGAAAAUAAUCCCGAGGCUCAAAUAGAAACGGAAGAGAACGAAGUCGAUGAGGAAGGAAAUGAGACAGGCGAAAAAGUAAAAGCGGAUAUUGAAAUAG
Molecule: messenger RNA, 1039 nt
Organism: Racocetra persica
Lineage: Eukaryota; Fungi; Glomeromycota; Glomeromycetes; Diversisporales; Gigasporaceae
Source: the annotation of a GenBank genome assembly